AUGAACAGUUUAACAAGUUAACAAUUAAUAUCCUAAUGUCCGCUUUUGAUUUAUAAAGAUUUAAGCCCUAGACUAAAAGGGCCCUUUUAUUAUAAAAGCCUUCAUAAUGAAUCAAGAAAGUUACUUUCACCAUUUGAGAAUCUAAAGAAAACAAUGGAUCCAAGCUAUAUGAUUCAUCUUAAACCUUUAUUGAUUCCAGAUUUAAUGGGAAAGAGUUAAAUUCAAUCUUAGAAAAUAAAAUGUUCUCUAAUUUAAAGGUGUAAUAGAUCUUAAAGUUCAAAUGAAUAGGUUCAUGGAAUUUAUGGAAGUAAGUGGAAAAGGUUGAUUUCAUAAGGAAAGUUUAGUGUUAAACAAAUUCAUCAUUAAAAAAUAAUUUAUAGAUUCAAGAUAUAUGUAAGAGCAGUUUAACUAAUGUUAACUUAUUUUAAAUUUAGAAAGGUUAGAUAAGCAAAUAUGAAAAGUAGUAAAAGAUUAUCAAAGGCUAGAAUUUCUAUAGUAAAUAUACGAAAUUAAUCUGGUCAGUCAACAUUAAUUCCUCUAAUUCAGCAAUACUAAGCAGAACUUUUAUCAAUGCAAAAUCAUAUUUUAAAUGUAUCUACAUCAGAUGUACAUAGUCCACAAUCUCUAUGCUAAAAAAGAAAAUAAAAAACACUAUCUUAAAUAAGUUUCGAUAAUUUUAUUAAACGACCCAUUUAAUAAUUCAUAAGAAAUAAGAAUCUUUCUUCAUUUUCAGAUCAUAAAUCAUCUUAACCUACUAAAAGAACUUGCAAGACUGAAUCAACUUUAAAAAGAUUUGCAAGUAUUAGAUCAUUGCAUCAUAAAUUUUAGAUGAGCUAAGCUUAUUCAGCUUAGUAAUGA
Messenger RNA from Paramecium sonneborni, 858 nucleotides. Lineage: Eukaryota; Ciliophora; Oligohymenophorea; Peniculida; Parameciidae. The record is from the annotation of a GenBank genome assembly.